This is a messenger RNA of Strongyloides ratti, 447 nucleotides long. RefSeq lists its product as hypothetical. The transcript has a single exon. Lineage: Eukaryota; Metazoa; Nematoda; Chromadorea; Rhabditida; Strongyloididae. The coding region runs from base 1 to 447 and encodes 148 amino acids. The record is from RefSeq and is a predicted model, not a curated record.
AUGAAAGUUAACUGUAAUGAACAGAACUUUGUUUUACCACCACUUAACAUUGAGGAAAAAAAAAGUGAAUAUUAUUUUGACAAACAACCCAUUAAAGUUAAUAAAAAUUCAGGCUUUUAUUUAAAGAAUGCUUCAAAAAUUAUGAGUGAAUAUUUAUUACCUGAUCUUAGAAUGUUUGUUCCUCAAAAUUGUUAUGAUGGGAUUUCGUAUACAGAUAUUCAUUCAAAUUUAGGAGAAAAUUAUUGCAUUAAAUCAGACAAUAAAGUUAAUGCCGUUGGGAAUUUGGUUACAGUUGAUAGAUUGGCAAAACAAAUUAACAAUUUGUCAAAUGGAUUUCAUUGCCCAAUUAUAAGAAAUGGUGAAUUAUUUUUUGUAUUAGAAGAUGAUGAUGUUAUGACGGCUAUUGAUAUUGAUGCUAAAAUUCCAAUAAAAGAAUUUGAAGCUUAA